AAAGCUGCUUACUCAUGACGUUGGCGAAAUCUAGCUUUAAAAAGGACCCGUGUCCUGAGACUCUUCACCAGUUAACAUUUCCCCAUUUAACAAUACAGCCGAAAAUCUCCAUUACGCAGCAGAUCUGAAAAGAUGGCCCGUAUGAUUCUUGUCGUUGCCUUGUUGGCCGCCGUGGCCGUGUCGAACACUGAGGCCUGGUAUUGUGCUGGGAACGUCUUGAUGUGUUCCAUCAUAGAACAGAUGUCGGGUGCCUGCCCAUCUGCCAGCAACCCUUGUGCUGCAACGACAACGGCAGCAACGACUGCCGCGACUACCGCAGCUACCACCGCCGCAACUACAGCAGCGACUACCGCCGCGACAACGGCGGCUACUACUGCUGCGACCACCGCCGCCACCACUGCCGGCACAACGGUUGCCCCUGCCACCCUGAAAUGGUGUUACCUUGGUGACUUCCUGAUGGCCGGAUCCAACUGUAAUGCGAUUGGAACCUCACCACUCUCCUUUACAUCGUGGACAAAUAUGCUGGUGAAUGCUGUCGCUGGUGGCACCCCAGUCAGUAUCAGCAUCGGCUGGACCACACUUGGAGCUCUGCUUCUUGGGUAGAUGUUAACCGAAUACGUAACUCCUACUUUCGCUGUCCAUCAAUAUCUCUUUUUCCUUCAUCUGUCUGUGAUAAAUUUGAAGAAUAUUCUAAAUUCAUUCUUUCCGUUUGGAGAAAUAAAUGAAUAUUCUAUCGCAUAUUAAAAUUAAA
Molecule: messenger RNA, 751 nt
Organism: Folsomia candida
Lineage: Eukaryota; Metazoa; Arthropoda; Collembola; Entomobryomorpha; Isotomidae
Product: spore coat protein SP96
Exons: 6
Coding region: 133-603 (156 amino acids)
Source: RefSeq, a predicted model, not a curated record